AGUCGCAUUGGUGUUCCAAUCUUGUAGCAGAAUGUCUUAACACUGUCAACUGUUUCGCCUAUUUCAUAAUGUCGAGUGAGGAGCCUGUUACAGCCAAUGAAAUAGAAGAUACCCCAAAUGGUACCACUGGAACAUCCAGUAACCACCAGCCAAUUUCAUGGAGAAACAAUCCUCACAGGUUGUUGACUGUGGAAAUAGUCAUUUUCCUUUAUCUCACUGGUAUCAUUUUGGAAAUCCCAGUUAUACAACAGUACUUAUAUCACAGAGCUAGGGAAGAACUGAAAGUACCUGGAGAAGAUGAAAAUGAUACUAUCUGUAAUCCUCGUUAUGAAAAUAGUUCUGAACAUAGCAUGGAUGAUAAAGUGCACAAAAAAGCCUCACAAUACAUCUUAUGGGUGAGCAUGACACUUACACUCCCUGCCAUCUUCACGGCUUGUUUCCUUGGUUCAUGGUCAGACAAAAGGGGACGAAAGGGACCCAUGAUAACUGCAUCUGUUGGAAGUGCUUUGGAUGCCUUGAUUAUUCUGGCAGCAAUUCAUUGGAAACUUCCAAUCUAUGUCUUUAUGAUAGCAAGUGCAUUGGCUGGCCUAGGUGGCUAUUAUCCUACUAUGGUUCUUGCACUGCUUGCGUAUGUUGCAGAUACAUCCCCACCAGAUUCCAGAGCUUUAAGGCUUGGUAUUCUAGAAGCUAUUGCAUUUAUUUGUGGAACAGUAGUGUAUUUUGUCAGUGGAGUAUGGAUCAAGAAUUAUGGCUACCAGUCUAUAUAUCUGGUGAUACUGUCUUUACAUUUACUCAAUCUUGUGUAUGUUGUAAUCCUUCUCCCUGAAUCAUUACCCCAGGAACUAAAGAAGAACAAAGCAGUCUUAUCCUGCAAUAGUAUUAAAACCAUUUUUACAGUUUACUUUAAGAAGAGAUUGGGACGUUGGGUCCUCAUCACUCUCCUCGUCUGUGCAGUUGUUGUUUACUUAGCUGGAUUUGUUGUACAAACAUUGUUGGUUCUCUUUGGUAAGAGAGACCCUCUCUGCUGGGAGUCAUCUGUUAUUGGUUAUUUUCUUGGGACAGCAUUGUUUUCGAAAGCUGUUGGAGCUGUGGUUGGUAUCAAACUUUGUUCAUGUUUAGGCGUUUCAAACUUUGGUGCUGUUCAAAUUGGAAUUAUUUUUCUCAUGGGGAGUUUAAUAAUGAUUGGAUUUUCUAUAAACAUAACUAGUUUCAUUGUUUUUUUGUUUUGGUUUGUUUUUUGUUCAGGUUCUCUUUUUGCUGUUCUAGCAUCUCUGGAGAGUCUGUGUAAUUUUUUUAGUCAGCUGAUUUUUAAUCCACUUUACACAUGGACUGUAACUGAACUCACAGGAGAAUAUGUGGCAGGAAUUACCUUCUUCAUCAAUGCUGGUCUCCUUCUCAUUCCUAUGGCUCUUAUUUUGGUCAUUCAGAGGAGUAAACCUUCAAAGCCAAAGGAAUUUCCUCCUCUUCUUGACAAUGAAAAUCCAGCAAAGUCAUACAGCAAGCAGGAAAGGAUCUAACUUCAAGUCAUCUGGUCUCAGUUGUUGAAAUGGUGCAUAAUGCAGUAUAUUUUGUCUACAUUUAUCAGCUGAAUACUUAUUGAUAUCUGUUGAAUAGCAUUAUCCACCCUUUUAAUUACUGGGCCUUGCUAUGCUAACAUGAAAAACACAGAUAUGUAUAACCAAAAACUGAACGUCAAAAGAUGGUUUAACCAACUAUCUUGCUGCUUUAUUUGCAUCACAAUUGUCUGAGAACUGAUUCCAUUUUGUGUGUAAACACUUAGCUAUUAUCCUUUCAGUCUACACAAUGUUAGAUGUCUUUUGCUAUUAGAGCAGUUUUCAAUGGAGUAUUUAAUGUGAUCCUAAAAUA
Molecule: messenger RNA, 1866 nt
Organism: Pocillopora damicornis (cauliflower coral)
Lineage: Eukaryota; Metazoa; Cnidaria; Anthozoa; Scleractinia; Pocilloporidae
Product: proton-coupled folate transporter
Biological process (GO): transmembrane transport
Cellular component (GO): membrane
Molecular function (GO): transmembrane transporter activity
Source: RefSeq, a predicted model, not a curated record